AAUAUCUAACAAUUAAAGCUUUGAAAUGGAAAGCUUGUAUUAUCUCUUUAUUACCUUCUCCUUCAUAUUCUUACUUUACAAAACCCUUUUUCAUCGCACCAAAAAUCAACCACCGGCUCCAUUUGCUCUGCCAAUUAUUGGCCAUUUGCACAAACUCAGAAAUAAGCCACUUCCUUUAGCAUUACAGACACUCUUAUCACAGUAUGGUCCGAUCGUAUCGCUCAAAUUCGGCUGUCGUUCGGUUCUCGUAGUAUCUUCACCAUCUCUGGUUGAAGAGUGCUUCACCAAAAACGACAUCACUUUCGCCAACAGACCAAGAUCAAUGGCAGCCGAUCAUUUCACCUAUAACUAUAGCUCCUACGCGUGGGCGUCUUACGGAGAUCUUUGGCGAACUCUACGUCGUUUCACCGUUACUGAACUGUUUUCGUCGAACAGCCUACGCAGAACUUCCGCUAUCCGUGAGCAGGAAGUUUGCAGACUAUUACACCGAUUGUAUAAAGUCUCAGCUUAUGGCAAGCAAAAGGUGGACAUGAAGUUUUUGAGUUCUCUUCUGAUGUGCAAUGUCAUGAUGAGAGCUACGGUUGGCAAGCCGUGUGUGGACGUCGAGGACGAAGACACCGAGGCUGAGAAGCAGUUGCUUGAGGGAUUUAAGGACAGGUUCUUCCCAACUGUCGCCAUGAAUAUAUGUGAUUUUAUCCCAUUCUUGAGGAAGAUAGGUUUUAAAGGAAUAGAAAAGAGCAUGAUAAAGACGCACAACAUUAGAGAUGAGUUUUUGCAGAGUUUAAUUGAUGAAAUUCGAGCGAAGGGAAUAAAUAAGGAGGAGAAGAGAUCGGCGGCUGAAACUCUUUUACAUCUUCAAGAAUUAGAACCCGGAGUUUACACUGAUGACGUUAUUAAAAGUAUUAUGGUGCUGAUGUUUAUUGCAGGAGUAGAAACUUCAGCAGUUGCUUUAGAAUGGGCAAUGUCACUCCUCCUGAUGUAUCCAGAAAUACUUCAGAAACUAAAAGCAGAGAUUGACAAUUACGUCGGACACAAGCGGUUGCUGAAUGAUUCAGAUCUUAUCAAGCUUCCCUACCUUAGAUGUGUUGUGAACGAAACGCUAAGAUUAUAUCCUCCAACGCCUCUCAUAUUACCUCGUUUAUCAUCUGAAGCGUGCAGGGUAGGAGGAUUUGAGAUACCAAAGGAUACAGUGCUUCUGGUGAAUGUUUGGGCUAUGCAUAGGGAUCCCAAUGUCUGGGAAGAGCCGUCUGAGUUUAGGCCUGAAAGAUUUGAAGAGGAACAACAUGAGUUCAAGUUUCUUCCGUUUGGAAUGGGACGGAGGGCUUGUCCGGGUGCUGGCAUGGGCACACGCAUAAUUGCCUUGGCAGUAGGUUCACUUAUUCAGUGCUUCAAUUGGGAACAUGAUGGAUUGGACAUGGCUCAACAUUUUGGAUUGUCUUUGUCCAAGGCUAACCCUUUGGCUGCUAUAUGUUGUCCCCGCCAGGAGUUCGUUAAUCUCCUCUCUCAACUUUAGACGUUGUGGUAGGUUCCUUUUCUAUGUAUACAAGGUCGAUGUUCGCGCAUUACGCUGAUAAAAUUAAAUAAAAUUAUAAUUUUUCUUAAUAA
Messenger RNA from Mercurialis annua (annual mercury), 1605 nucleotides. RefSeq names its product cytochrome P450 81C13-like. The transcript has 2 exons. Bases 26 to 1513 code for a protein of 495 amino acids. Gene Ontology annotation, molecular function: oxidoreductase activity, acting on paired donors, with incorporation or reduction of molecular oxygen; heme binding; monooxygenase activity. NCBI's taxonomy places the organism in Eukaryota, Viridiplantae, Streptophyta, Magnoliopsida, Malpighiales, Euphorbiaceae. The record is from RefSeq and is a predicted model, not a curated record.